AAAGUAAAAAAUCUUAGAAACAAAUAUUCAAAUAAGGGUCUUUUAGAAAUUUAUUUGGAGAUUGCAAAAAAUAAUCCUGAAUUCCAUAUUGAGGCCAAGUAUAAAAUUGCAUUUCACCAUAAAACUCAUGGGAAAUACAAAGAUGCACUGAAAAUUGCCAAAGAAAUUCCUAAUAACUACAAAAAUAUAAAGAUGCUUAUGGCUUCUUGCUUUAAGAAAAUUAAUGAUGAAGAAAGUGCUUUUAAACUCUAUAAAGAAAUUGCAGAUAAAAAUAUAUCUUCACAAUUAGAU
This is a messenger RNA of Dentiscutata erythropus, 291 nucleotides long. The record is from the annotation of a GenBank genome assembly. NCBI's taxonomy places the organism in Eukaryota, Fungi, Glomeromycota, Glomeromycetes, Diversisporales, Gigasporaceae.